Molecule: messenger RNA, 2671 nt
Organism: Nelumbo nucifera (sacred lotus)
Lineage: Eukaryota; Viridiplantae; Streptophyta; Magnoliopsida; Proteales; Nelumbonaceae
Source: RefSeq, a predicted model, not a curated record
GUACUUGCAGGCUGCUAGGCUACACAGCACGAGAGCUCUGCAACAACACCGAAGCCGAGUGCGACUGUGCAAGGGAGUUUUUUCUCUGCGCAAAGCUGACGACCUUCAUAUCCUUCCUGUAACCCUAAAUUCUCUCUCCCUCAUAAGCGGCUUUUUUUCACGCAAACCAAUGCCUAAUACUCGCAUAAAUCAAAGCUCUCUAUAUGUUUGAUCAUAAAAGAAGAUCGCGAAUAACAGGAAAAAUAAAAAUGGCAUUUUGAGCGUGAACAAGGAACAUUGAAACCUAUAGAAGAAAAAGGAAAAUUCCACUGCAAAGAAAAGUAUUUACCAUCUUUUCAGCUUUAUUGCUCGGUCUCUCCAUUCUCUUUGUAAGUUUCACGGUCUCGGAAUGCUUUCGGAGGUUUUUGACAGCUAGAAAAGUUUCCUGGCUUCAGUUUUUGUUUCUGGGUGCUUGUGUUAGUGAUAGGACGGUUGAUCUCGCAGGGAUGUGAAGGUUAUCCGGCGAAUGAUUCAUUUUGGCGGAAUGCGGCUGGCUAACCGGUUUCCGCCAAAUGCUUUGAAAUUUCGAUGAAACGAGUGUUGGAGGAUUUUCGGCUUUGCUGGUUGAAGAUCUAUCAUGAGAAUGCGAUUUCUAAAAGGAUCUUGGAGGAAAAGAGUUUGAUUCCGCUGGGAACUUUAUGUUGCAUUGAAAAAGCUGUUUGAUCUCUGUAAUCUUUGGUUCUUGGCCCUGCAUUUUGGUUCCUUCGACAGUAUCAUCGGUUCUCCUUCGAAUUCGGCUUCCUUUGUUGCAAUAUUUUGUUCCAAGGUUUCCUUUACGGAGGUUGAGGAUAGGCGGACUAUUGGAAUUAAAACAAGUUUGAAGAGCUAAAGGAGGUAGAAAAAUCAUUAUUUCCACCUCCUUGGUUUAAAACUUUUUGAUCAAAUAUUAUUUGUUUACUGUAAGAGAAUCAAAACAAGGUGGUGCGUUGCCAGAAUUAGGUGGGCUGUUGUUUCCAACCGAAAAUAUUGGAAAUAUCUAGGCUUUGUCAUUGAAUUCACGAAUUCAAAACUAAUUCUACAUUAAGAUUCAGUGAAGAAUUUGGCGUUUAAAGUUUCUUGAAGAAAGGGAGCUGGAAAGCGCCUCCCUUUAGGGUUGUGGAUAUAGCUUUGGUUAAGAUGUGCAGGAAUUAGAGUGAUCGAGAGGUAACGAUGGCAAGUGCUUGGGAUCAUCUUGGGGAGAUUGGCAAUGUUGCACAGCUCACUGGCCUUGAUGCCGUGCGGCUAAUUGGGAUGAUAGUCCAAGCCGCAAGCACAGCGCGUAUGCACAAGAAGAACUGCCGGCAGUUCGCUUUGCAUCUGAAGCUAAUUGGGAACUUGCUACAGCAGCUCAAGAUCUCAGAGCUAAAGAAGUAUCCGGAAACCCGAGAGCCAUUGGAACAACUUGAAGAUGCGUUGAGAAGGUCUUACAUUCUGGUGAAUAGUUGCCAGGAUAGGAGCUAUCUCUAUCUGCUGGCAAUGGGAUGGAACAUCGUGUACCAGUUCAGGAAAGCUCAGCAAGAGAUUGACCGGUACUUGAAAAUUAUUCCCCUCAUCACCCUUGUGGAUAAUGCGAGGCUCAAGGAAAGGCUGGAAGAUAUUGAAAGAGAUCAACGUGAAUAUACUUUGGAUGAAGAGGACAGAAAGUUGCAUGCUGUUAUUCUAAAACCCGAGCCUACAAAAAAUGACACAAUGGUGUUGAAGAAGACCCUUUCUUGUUCUUAUCCAAACUUGCCUUUUGAUGAAGCACUUCAAAAGGAAAAUUCAAAACUACAACAGGAGUUACAACUAUCACAAGCAAACAUGGAUGUGGGUCAAUGUGAGGUAAUUCAACGUUUGCUUGAAGUUACUGAAGUUGCAGCAAGUUCUCUACCAGACAAGGAUUCACCUGACAAAAGUUCCAAGAAAGUGGAGCCAAAAUAUUCAGAUGCCCAUAAUGAUAAAUUGCAUUCCUUCGAUGAGAGAUAUCAUGGGGAGAAUGAUACUUAUGUGCCCUCAAGAACUACUUCUUUAGUUUCAUCUGGACAUGACCUACUCUCAACUAGAGGAUCACACCGGCAUGAAGAAUGGCAUUCAGAUUUACUUGGCUGUUGUUCAGAACCUUAUUUGUGUAUGAGGACUUUCUUCUAUCCAUGUGGCACAUUUUCAAAGAUUGCUACAGUGGCUACUAACAGGCAUAUGUCUCCUGCAGAAGCCUGUAAUGAACUCAUGGCAUAUUCAUUGAUAUUGUCUUGCUGCUGCUAUACUUGCUGCAUCAGAAGAAAGCUACGCAAGAUGCUCAACAUUACGGGAGGCUUGUGUGAUGACUUCCUCUCACAUUUGAUUUGUUGCUGCUGUGCCUUGGUUCAAGAAUGGCGAGAAGUGGAGAUCCGUGGAGUUUAUGGUCCUGGAAAGACAAAAACAAGCCCACCACCUUCUCAGUAUAUGGAAGCCUAAGUGGGGUAUAUAUAGGAUGAAGCUUGGUCGUCUAAUGGGUUACCACUCUUUAAGCUUUUACCAUAGAACAGAGCAGUAGCAUCUGUGACUUAGAAGUUGUACCUGGGAUUCUGUUCUGUGCCAUUUAUUUAGCUUUGUAAAUUUGGUAUGUAUACCUUCCAGAUGAAGAUGGUGUGUUAUACAUGCAUUCUUAAAUGAAAUGUUUGCUUAAUUUGAUCUA